AUGGCAAUCCUAGAAGCAAUCAUUUACAGCCCAAACCACAAUAACCUCGACAUAGCUUUGCAACAGAAUAAUGUCGCAGGGAAAUUCCAGAAGCUAGAUAGACAAGGAGCACCAAUAACAUUUUAUAGGACAAGGUGUCUCUGA
Messenger RNA from Arabidopsis thaliana (thale cress), 144 nucleotides. RefSeq lists its product as uncharacterized. NCBI's taxonomy places the organism in Eukaryota, Viridiplantae, Streptophyta, Magnoliopsida, Brassicales, Brassicaceae. Bases 1 to 144 code for a protein of 47 amino acids. The record is from RefSeq and is marked reviewed. The transcript has a single exon.